CAGCUCUUUCCAUUUCGGAGGGUUCGUCGGGAGAAAUCCAGAGCUAGGGUUUACUACGCCCCUUCUGAGGCACGCAACGGGCGGCGCGUCGAUCGGAGGACGACGACGAUGGGAGGGAAGAAGGGAGGAUCGGAUGGGUUGGGGCGCGCUCUGAUCAAGCAGCACAACCAGAUGGUGCGGCAGUCCAAGGAGAAGGGCCGUGCCCUCCGCCUCGAGCAGCGGCGCGUGCUCGAGUCCGUCACCGAGGUCAGCGACAUCGACUCGAUCCUCGAGAAGGCUGCGGAGGCCGAUCGCGUCUACUCUUUCGACAAUCCCUCACCUCAUGUCCUCAUCAAUCUGGACAGGGACGCAAGUUCGGACACGGAUGGAAUGCCAGUAGAGGAGAGGCGCAAGCUGCAGAAACAGGAGGAGGCUCUGCAUGCCAGCAGUCUCCGGGUCCCCCGCAGGCCUCCUUGGAAUGCUCAGAUGUCAGUGGAAGAACUUGAUUCCAAUGAAAAUCAGGCCUUUCUAGAGUGGCGGAGGAAUCUUGCAAGACUAGAGGAGAAUGACAAACUUGUACUUACUCCUUUCGAGAAAAACCUGGACAUCUGGAGACAGCUUUGGAGAGUGCUUGAAAGAAGUGACCUACUUGUUAUGGUGGUUGAUGCUCGGGAUCCAUUGUUUUACCGUUGUCCAGAUCUUGAGGAAUAUGCACGGGAAAUAGAUGAACACAAGAGAACGCUGCUGCUUGUCAAUAAAGCAGAUCUUUUACCAAUUGCCAUAAGAUGUAAAUGGGCAGAAUACUUCAGUCAUCAUGGUAUUCUCUUUGUGUUUUGGUCUGCUAAAGCUGCUACUGCUGCUCUGGAAGGCAAACAGUUGAUCAGUCAAUUUGAAGAAGAGAAAGUGUCAAAAGAGCUCAGCCAGUCAGACUUGGACACCAAGAUAUACGGCAGGGAUGAGCUCUUGGCUCGUUUGCAGUCAGAAGCAGAGGCUAUUGCAGCGUAUGGGAGGUUCACAGACAAGGAAAGUCACAGUGGAAAACAUUCAGAGACUAGUUCUAUAAAUCUAACAGCUAAGCAAGUUGUUGUGGGGUUCGUUGGUUAUCCAAAUGUUGGUAAAAGCUCUACAAUAAAUGCUUUGGUGGGACAAAAGCGGACUGGGGUUACAUCAACCCCUGGUAAGACUAAGCAUUUCCAAACACUGAUUAUCUCUGAUGAGCUUGUACUUUGUGACUGCCCUGGUCUAGUGUUCCCUUCCUUUUCCAGCUCAAGAUAUGAAAUGAUCGCAUCAGGAGUUCUGCCCAUUGAUCGGAUGACCGAACACAGGGAAGCAGUGCAGGUUGUAGCUAACAGGGUUCCCAGAAACGUCCUUGAGAGUGUAUACAACAUCACCUUGCCAAAGCCAAAGGCCUACGAAGCACAAUCUCGACCACCCUUGUCCUCGGAGUUGCUCAGGACGUAUUGCUCAUCUCGUGGUUAUGUUAGCUCAAGUGGGCUGCCAGAUGAGACUAGAGCUGCACGUCAGAUCUUAAAAGAUUAUGUGGAUGGGAAGCUUCCCCACUUUGAAUUGCCACCUGGAGCAGAUACUGAAGAUGUAGAAGUGAAUGCAACAGAUGACAUGGUAGAUCGAAAUUCUCUAACAGAUAAUGAGCCAGAUGCUUGCGAUUCUGAUGAAGCUACUAUCUCCGAUAUCACUGGAGUUGAUGCCCGAGAACAUGCUCUAAGCAACGCUCUGAAUGAUCUAGAGUCAUUUGAUUUGGCCAGUGAACUCUCAUCGAAUAAAGCAGCUGCAGCAAAGAAGAAAAGCUCAGACUCCACACAUAAGCAUCAUAAGAAGCCCCAGAGGAAGAAAGACCGUUCGUGGAGGGUGGGAAAUGAUGAUGGUGAUGGAAUGCCCGUUGUAAGAGUGUUUCAAAAGCCUGCUGUUAAUUUGGCUAACAUAGGAGCCUCCAAUAGAUAGACUUUAUGUUUCUUUACAAUGUUUGGCAAAACAUAUCAUAAAAAUUGCUUGAUAAUGCCAAUAUAUCUUGAGCACUUGUAAAUUGUCAUUAGCCGAUGUUACUAUUUUUGGAUGUUGUAAUGUGAUUUUGAUAUUGGGAUAAAUUUCGCCCUGUAACUUUUUUA
Messenger RNA from Musa acuminata AAA Group (dessert banana), 2102 nucleotides. Its product is annotated as GTPase LSG1-2-like. The transcript has 7 exons. The record is from RefSeq and is a predicted model, not a curated record. Gene Ontology annotation, cellular component: cytosol. Gene Ontology annotation, molecular function: GTPase activity; GTP binding. Bases 109 to 1938 code for a protein of 609 amino acids. Lineage: Eukaryota; Viridiplantae; Streptophyta; Magnoliopsida; Zingiberales; Musaceae.